AGUGAACUCGAGGUCAUUGCAUCAAACAAGCAAUAAAUAUGGCGGAGGAUGCACUUCCAUCUGAAUUUGAUGCUAUCGUUCUAGGCACAGGUCUCACAGAAUCAAUUGUUGCUGCAGCUUUGUCCAGGAUUGGUAAAAAGGUCCUUCAUUUAGACAGAAAUGAAUAUUAUGGUGGGCAAUGGGCAACAUUCUCUUUUGAAGAUUUCUUGGUGUGGAUAGAGAACCAGAAAAAUGUAGCCGAUGAAGACUCCAGAAUAAGUACAAUAGAAAAUGUUGAUGUUGUUCCCAUACCCAAGCAUGAUAACAGCAUUUCAAAUAUCAGUAUAAAGUCUUAUGUAAGGAAAAAGCCCCUUCCAGUCAAAGAGAAUCCCAGCGAUGGUCUUCAGACAGAAAUGCCCAGUAGCGACUUUUCUGGUGAAUUGACUGAAACUGCUAAAGUGUCUGUGGCACCUGAAACUUCUGAUGAAUCUAAAGAGGAAGAGUUGCCGAACCUUGCCAUUGCUGAAAUAACUGGAUGCUUAGAAAAAGUAGAUAUUGGAGCAGACCAUAACUUAGCAUGCCAAGAUAAAGUUCAAAACGAAAACAGUGGCGAUACUAAUGAUUUACUUCUUGCUGUUGCUACUGAUGCCAGUCAUACCAAAGCCACAGACAUAGUUGACACAGAAAAUGCUCCAGACUUGAAUGAUUCUGAUGCUGGUGGGGCAAGCAAUAACGAGAAGGGUGAAGCUGCUGAUGCUGAUGUUGCUGUUUCUAGUGUUACGAAAGGUGGCGACAGUACCACUGACAGUACAAAUUCAGAUCACCAGGAAAAUGAAGAAGUUCAAGAGGCUCAUUCCGCAAUCGAUGUACCCCGUGUUGAAGCAUCACCAGCUUUGUCACGCAUACUGGCACAAUCUAGAAUUGCUUCACACGCAGAAGACAUUUCUUUAGCAGAUUUUAAACUUCUCUCUCGAAAAUUCAACCUCGAUAUUGCACCAAAAAUGCUAUUUGCAAGGGGAUCAUUGAUCGAAAUUCUUAUAAAUGCUAACAUCAGUCAUUAUUCUGAAUUCAGAACUGCCGAGCGGAUCCUGACGCUUAAAGGAAACGAAAUUGUACAGGUACCGUGCAGCCGCGCAGACGUUUUCAGCAGCGAGGCUGUGAAUGUGAUGGAGAAACGCGUUUUGAUGAAGUUUCUUUCAUUCUGCGUUACAUACGAAGAAAAACCGGAAGAGUAUGAGGAAUUUUCCGAGAAACCUUUCGUCGAGUUUCUUGUUCACAAGCGUCUUUCACCAAACCUUCAGCAUUACGUAUUACAUGCGAUUUCAAUGGUUGAUGGAAAUGCUAGUACUGGUAUAGGACUUCGUAAAGCGCAAAAAUUUCUGAAAUCAUUGGGUCGCUUUAGUAACAGCCCAUUUGUAUGGACAGUAUAUGGGAUAUCAGAACUACCGCAGGCGUUCUGCAGAAUGUCUGCGGUGUUUGGUGGAAUGUACUGUUUGCGACAUUCAGCCAAGUCAAUUCGAAUUGACAAAGCCAGAAAGAAAUUUAUUGGAAUCAUAAGUACAGAUAACCAGGAAAUAGCCGCAGAACAUUUAAUUUUGGGAAGAGAUUACAUACCCAAGGUUUAUGAACUCUCCACCAAAACUUUCGUUUCCAGAGCAAUAAUUAUCACUGACAAAUCCGUACAAGAGUCACAAGAGGAGCAGGUGACUCUACUAACAAUACCCCCGGACAAAAAUUCAGUAAAUAGUGUGCAGGUGAUUGAAAUUGGCCCUGCUUCAAUGGCUUGUCCAGUUGGACUGUAUUUGGUACAAAUGACUACAAAAGGAGUAUGGACGCCAGAGCAAGAUUUACAGCCGACAAUUGAUUUGCUGUUUAAAACUGAGAACGUCGAAACGGAUUCCCGGCCAAGACUCUUAUGGUGUGCAUUUUUCAGUCAUAUUGGCAGAGACGAAAUAGCCAACUAUGAGCUUCCUGAUGACGUAUUUGUGACAGAUUUUCCUGGAGGAUCAAUUGGUUUUGAUGAUGAAGUCUUUGAAGCAAAAACUAUUUUCAAUAAGAUUUGUCCUGGCAUGGAAUUCCUUCCAGCCGUUCCGAACCCAGAAGAUAUUAUAUGGGACGACACAAGCAAGGAAAUUAGGCCUGCAGUUGGGUUUGCUCGGGCGGAGGACGGAGCUGAUGCUGCGCAAAGAGUUGUUGAGGGAGAUGACGCUGCUGUGGAGGAUCAACCAAAUGAUUUAAACCAAGAAUGCAGACAUGGUCCGGUACUUUCCGAUGAAGACGAGGAUGUUUCACAUCAAAACGAGAAUAACACUGGGAAGAAUGAUGUCCAAAGUCAAGAAGAUGGCAAUUUGGAAGAAAAAAAAGGUCAGAGUUGAAAAAAGAAUGGCAGGGACAGUAUAUGUUACCAAUAGUAGAAAAUUAGAAUGUGCGUUUAUUUGACAAAACACACUUUUUUGAAUGUAUACUUUUAAGAGGAAAAAGACGCUUAUUUUAGUAAGGACAUCAUUUGAUCAACCAAAAAUUAAUUGCUGGUAACAUUAAAGGUCCUGAUCUUCAACUUAAACUCCAAUUGGUGCAGAAUAUGAAUAGAAGGAGCUGAUUGGCUGAUGGGCAGUGUAUUCGAGAGCUCACAACCUUUGAAAAAAAUUGAUUAAUUACCAACAUCACUUGGAUACUAUGCUCAAGCAGUGCACGAUGCAAAUAACCUAGUUCUCUUCUUAUUGAUCAAUCUUGAAACGGUUUGCAAUGGAAUGCGAAACCUGAGCCAAAAUCUAUAUAAUAUACAAAGCAAAGUAGAAAAAAUGCAUAUAGGCCUAAUCUGGAGGCCCGUUCUAUGAAUCGGUUAUUCGCUAAACUUCCUUAUUAAUUAAUCAUUUUUAGAUAACUUGCUGAAAUGCUUGUUUGAUAAUUGCUUGCUCAAUUUAUUAUAUAAUGCGUGGCCGUAUCCACUAUCCUAUCCGAUCCGGAAACCAAAAUACAUUUAUAAGAUUACAUCAAUUCGUACUGCUCAUGAAUAGUGUUUGUAGAAUUGAACAUUUCAUGGUAAAAUAUUUUAUCUAAAACGGUUAUCAUUAUACGUCUUUAAAUUAAAGAUUUAAUUUGAUGUGAUUAAACUUAAACAAGGAACUAAAGUGGUUUUGAAGUGACUGAACUGAUCUGGAACCUAAUCUGCUAAAGUCAUUUACCUUUUAAACCUGUGCACUUUGCUGGUGAAAAAACUGCCAACCAUAAGUUUUAAGGGUACUUAUUUAUAACAAAUUCUAUUUGAUUAAUUAUCUUACAAAAUAUGGGGAUUCGCUGUACCAAUUCUUGAAGAUCGUGAUAUUGACAACCAAAUUAUUUUCAUUUUUGUGUUUUUUUGUGGCACUAUCAUCAGAUGUUUUCAACAUGAUUUUUGUUGAAAUUUCGUAUAACCAAAACCAAUUCAAAACUGUAAAUGUUUGUUUUCUUUUAAGUUUAAUUUAAGUUUAAAAAGUUCAAUUUACCAAUUUUUUUUACUUUAAUUUUGCCAGCAGCGUUUUUAAACCCCUAUAGAACCUCAGCCAAACCAUAAACCACUAGGUUUUAUCAAAUGAAAAACGUUUAUCACCUUAUCAAAUGUUUAAUCCACUCCCCCUCUAAGCUUUUUGUCUUUUUCAGUUUUUUCACUUUCUUGACUUUGCUUGUGACCUUGUUGCUAGGAGUUUUUUUGGAAAUUCUUACUUAAAAACCACAAACGCUAAAAUUUUAUUAGCUGAAAAAACCUUAUCAAAACUAUUUUUUCCAUCGAAAAGAUCUGCUAUCUUUUCAUAAAUUCGGUGUUCUUUAUUUUGUACACCCCUUCUUCUUUUGUAUUUCAAUUACUAUCAUUUUUUAUUUUAUCUUGUGUUAAUUCAAUGUUUUUCGAUCUUGCACGUUGUUCUGGUACUUCCAUUCAAAAACUUGCAGCAAAAAUGUAUUUAACUCACUGUCGAUGAAAACUUGAAAAGGCAAAGUUCUGCGACCUUCUAUUGGAAAGCCUCGCCAUUCCAGUUAGCCAAGGAACUGAGUGAAAAGCAAAGCAAUAGAAUACGGAAGACUGGCGACGAGAAACAUCAAAGAAGAUGGAGUAUACAUACUUGCGAAGAUUGAUUUCAGUGCAAAUCACGAUGCUGUUUGUGACUCUUACGGCGAUCUCGCCUUUCCCCUUGGAAUCAAGCUUAAAGACAACAGAUUUGCUGGAAUACUUAAAAUCGUCAAUGGAAAAAACUGAGCGUGGCUUGUCGUCAAAGCAAGAGCUGCCCGUCUUACGACGACGCAUCAAGAGCCCGGUUCUUCAAGAUUAUGAUGGGUCACCCUACGACUACAUUGGGAAAGAUGAGCCCCCAAAAAAGGACCCUUUGGAAGGCAGUCCGCAAUUAGAAUUGGACGAAGCAUACAGCAUCUUCCUCAGAAAUCAUCUUCGUGUCACAAGUGAACAAAGUGUACCGCCUAACUUUGUUAUUAAAAAUCCGGCAAGCAUAGAGCACAAGAGAAAGUUAUUCUGCAGAAGCGGGUACCUGGUGGAAAUACUACCCAACGGCACUGUCCGAGGAACCCAGGAUCAUAACUCUCCGUACACACGGCUAACAAUCCUUAUGUACGCAAGGCAGCUCGUUAUCAUUCGGACACAAAACCAGCCGUACAGGUACCUGGUCAUGACAUCGGACAGCAAAGUUAAAGCCGUGCCUCAAAGGACGAUACAGAGCGUAUUCUUUUAUCGCGUUGGAAGCAAAGAUGACAAGCACAAUUACCUAUCUUUCGAAAGAGCAUACAAAAGGCGCAACAACUGGUACCUGGCACUUAAAAAGAAGGACAACGGGCAAUAUGGAACAAUGAAGAAAGGCAAGAAUACGAACCCCAACAAGCGUUCAGCACAGUUCAUUGUUGUAAGAUACUGAGGGUUUCGAAAAAAAUACUAUAGGUCUGCAGAUACUCGCAGAAGGAGUCAAGUAAGAACCUUUGGCUUGACCUGGAGACCAUUCCAUGGUCUUGACAGCCUGAGACAGGGAAAAACUGGAAAGCACGGGUCUGCCUCCACAGUAAGUAGCGCUGUGUGCAAAUAUUCUCUAGCAGUGUAUCGUCAAAUGGACGACCAAUCGUCAUAUCGUUAGUUUAUCAAAGACUGCGUAAGUGCUUCAUAGUACUUGGACAUGGGUGAUAAUUAUAAUCAUUUGAACUAGAAAUAACUGUACAAAGUAGGUAAAUUGUUGAGAACAUCUUGCAGAAGUCUAAGGUACUUUUAAAGCAACCUUUUUGCUGACUGCGGAUUGGUUUUCUACGUUACAUAAAUCGCAUAGGCCAACAAUAAAUUCACAAAGUAAGUUUCAAAGUAGAAGUAUAAUUCUCAUUCGGGGCAUAAAGCGUUGCCCCACCUUGACAAAGGUAUGCAGAAAAUGGGCCUCGUCAAAAACAGUUAAGCUGAAAAUUCACUGUAAACUUCUAAAAAAGGUGUGCUUUUGGUUUCGGAUUAUAUUAUUAUUUGGCAAACAAAAUUUUCUUCUAAAUUCAUGUCUCCUUAUUCAAGAACUUUCCCACCAUUUAGUGAUAAAAGAGUUGUUUGUGGUAUUCGAAAAUCAUCAGUCUCUCAACCUACUUCCAGAAAUAGGCGGAGAUCUCGUGUUUAGAAAGUUUCUCUUCUUCGAGUUAAUGAAAGUGUCACUUCCGUAAAACUUUAAAUAUCCAAAAGGUCACAGAAAAACAGUCUAAAAUAUAAGCGUGCUAUUUCCUUCUAUCACUUUCAGUUAAUUCGUUUUUAAGCUAGAGAGGAGAGAAAACUGAAAUACGUUGGAUGAAUUAAACUGCAGUAAUUGCCUGUCAAGAUUCCUGUUUGAAAAAGGAAAAAGAAUAAUUAUCCUGUACGCUACCAGAUAUCGACAAGAAAUUAACUCAAGUCGAUUCCCAGCUUCAUCUGUAAGGCCCGUCCACGUAUUUUCGUUGUUCUAUACUUGUUUUGCAAUUAUGGCUUAAAUUUUAAAGAAUUGCUCAACUACUUGUACGCUAGAUCGUAGCCUUCUAUGCUAAUUAUGCAAAAUCUUGUAUUUAUUCACCAUUUUCUUCUAUGUUUUACUAUUUCAGCUAUCGUAUAUGAUGUAAUGAUUGCGCAGAUAUCUAGUAAACUGUUGUAAAUAUAGGUAUUUAAGAUCCAUUUCGGUUUUAUGAAAUACUUUGUAACUUAUUGCAUAAAACAAAGAGUGCUUGUAUACAGUGAUCUUUUCUGAGUGAGAAACUUAUCAAUCUACUUUACAAAGAGCCUCACCCCAAUUAACACCGCCGUUGUGAACUUUGAUAAGGUUGCAGUCAAACUUAUAGAACAAACAGAUAUUGUACUGAAUGAAAGCAUCGAAGUCAAGUCUUGAUAUGGGUGAGGUGCCAACUGUAUCAGGAUCUACAUAAGAUAAAUAUAAUUUAAUCAUCAUAUAACAAAGGUAUGGCUUUGCUCUCAAAUAGACUUGGCACUAUUUCAGGGUCCUCCUUUCCUUUUCACCUAGAUCAACCUAUUAAUCUAUCUUACGAUACGUCACUACGUUGCUAGCAGGGAUGCAAAGAAAAAUUACAUAACAUAGAUCAUUGUCUUGGGGGUGUUUAAAAAAGCCCUCUCGAGUAAAGUCCCCCAGCUUUAGCAAAUUAAAAAAAAUCUUCGGCGAAAAUAACAAAAGAGAAAUGUAGCAACAAAGUCAAUGAAAUUAUAUAAAUAAAAACUACAUUAACUAAACAAAGAAGCAAAAAAUAAAAGAAAGAAAAUAUGUACGACAUGCAAUAUUGGAUUUUUAAUUGCACAAUUUUAAAGAUAAAUCACGAGCUGUUUAGAGCUUGUGUUUGGAUGGUAGAUUUCUUACUAGAGAUAAGCCACUUUUUAUAGAUUUGGAUCAAAAGCCUUUUUUGGUUUGGGCGGUGAUUUCAAGUGUUAUUUUAUUCCAAAUCUAAAUCCCAAUGUUAGAUUUGAAACUGCGUUUAUAGUUAAGGCUAUUUGAAGGUUAAAGACUUAUAGAUCGUCUAGAGGUGCCGUUAUGUAGCCUACAUGUAGACCCAUCUUCCAAAAGAGGCUACAAUUUCCUUUUUUUUUCUUUUGAAAAGGUGGGGGGGGGGUGGGUCUACACGUAGGCCAACGUUAUGCCUUUAGAUGUCGAGUGAAUAAGAUCAGCUCCUCCUAUCUGUCAAUACCAGAUUCACAACAGAUCAGAAAAUAAAAAGUUUAUUGACAUAGGUUGUUGCACAGAUAUAUCGAAGCGGGGUUAUAGGACGCUUUCAACGAUUCUUGCAGAAUAUCAUAUCAUUUUCAACAGCUAUUUAUCGACACUACUUAGCAUUUAAGAGUCAAUGCUUGUGGCAGCACAGCACAGAGCCACGAUGGGGCUUUACAUUACAAAGAAUGAAAGCUUAUGUUUCAGGUUUACAAUUUCCUCACGUAAAGUAUCACUGAUCCAAAGAGAAGUUUUACCGAAUUGGUUUCAGGAAAAUUACCGUUGACAUUUUCAUAAUUGGCGUGGCAUCUUCUGUUUGGAUGAUCAUUGGCGACUGUAAAUUGUUAGAUCAAAGAUUUGGCCACAAGGCGUGCAGGGGCGUCGCCAAAGGAGGUGGGGUUCCGGCACCCCUCCAACAAUUUGUUCGUCGGCAAAUCGAGGAUUUUUGCCGGGCAAAAGAAACAAUUUUUGUACUCACUUAACAUCCUUUUCGCAACAAUUGUAACGUAUUAACAUUUCUGUAGUAUCUGAACUUUCAAAGUAUAGCACUGAAGUAUGAACUUUGAAACAGAAACGCAUAACACAGCAUAUAAGAGUAUUUAUCUUUUGACCACCCUCAUUAAGAGUGAGACACGCCCAUUUUUGUCGGCAAAAAGCACAUCUUUACCUCUCCGAAGAUGUUUUUGGUUUCGCCCCUGAAGGACUGUAUGUUGGUCCGAGCACCGAUCCCUGAAGUACUUCAGAGAACCAAUUUAGGUAGCAAACCAUGUUCGAAAAAAUCACAAGGGACAAAUAUGGCUGUUAGCAUCUGUUUCUUCUUUUGGACAUAUUUGAAAACUCCCAACAUGGCGGGAUGGGCAAACGGCAUUUCUUGCUAAAAGUAGGUCUCCGUUUCCGCCCUUUAUGAAAAUCAUUUUGACUUCUAAAUCACGUGACCAAACUAUCUAUUCAGAUAAUUUGACUAUGGACAACAUAUUUUUAGGACAUUGUUCAGUGUUGCUACGAUUGUAUUAGUUUUGUAGUUUGAUAAAUUGCGUCAUUAUUAAUUAUACACGAACACCUUAUUGAUUGUAUAUGAUUAUCUUUCUAAAAGAAUAUAUUUGUUUUCAUUCAGGGGUGAUUUGUCAGUGAAUUCUCAAACAAACAAGGGAUGGCUUAUUCUGUUUGUAAAUGGGCAUGAACACUUUUUAAGCACAAUAGUAUAAAGCGACUGCACUACUUACACCUUAUAUUUUAAGAGCAAAUCAAGAACAUUGAAGACUCCAAUCAAGAACAGUCAACCAGAACUGUAAUUUGCUGGUUCUCGUAAAAAAGCGUGUAUGUUCCACAUGUAACCUUAGUGCCGCGUAGCACCAUAGUUAGUAUGAAUGUUAUUUUACUAUGAUGGCACGAUGUCCUAAUUUUAAGUAGUUUAUCUCUUAACCCACCAUCAUGAGUUUUUAAGAUGAUUAUAUCGACGUUACAAACGACGACUUUCCAAGAUACUUUGUAGGUAUCUAGAAAGAUAGCAUAUAAUUAGCCCAGUGUUUUUAAAGACUUUUUUGUUUCAAAUUUGUAACGGAUGAUCGACAUAUCCCGCUUCUUGUCGCAAGGCAUUCAGUUUACCAUGCAAAGUAGGGUUCCUUUUCAUUACGAAUUUCCCCGGCUCAACUUCCGGUAAUCUUUGUAGAAAGUUCGACAGCGCACUUUUUGGUAAUCUUUCAAUUUCAACCCAAUCCAAGUGGUUUCGGAACAAUGCAGGUAUUCAUAAUGCAACGUAGGAUAUAUGGGACCGCCAGAAAUAUAUUUAGGUAAUUUGCUAACCUCGUGAAGUAUCACUAGAAGCUCCAGUUAUUCAAUCACGAUCAACUGCCAGUUAUUCAUACCGAAAGUCUGUCAUAAAGAAAGAGAACGCCAUAGAAAGUACACAAUUUUGCUUCAAAAUUCAUCAAAGUAAAAAAUAUUUAGAUGAUGAACUCGUAAGGGAUUGGCUCGAUCAACUGUGGCUCGUUAUUCUUCUGUGAUACGAUGGCAGCACCACGUGGAGGCUGGGGCUGAAAUGAAUACAACACACUGUCAAGACGGGGAUCAACAAUGGCACUGAUGCAUGCUGGAUAUACGGACGACCCUUUGCAUCAUUCUUAUUAAUUUAAAUAUUAAUUGUGAUUAUAAAAUAAAAAAACACAUUUUGCUAUUUUAAGGAAUAUUAUCAAAUCAAACAUCGACUACUAACCUUUAUUUCUACUAAAAUUAAGAUACCAAUAAUCCAACUCAUGGAAAACUUUAAACCAACUUUAUUAGUUUAGCUCUCUUAAAACUCUUAAAAGUGUUUAUCUGCUUUAGAAUAAAAAAUUUUUGCUUUACUAUUAAAGCUUCUGAGUUUGGUUUAACCGUUUAAAUUGAAAGAUACUUUAUUGUGGUACUUCAUCCAAAUAGGGAUAAUAUAAUGAGCAAAUAAAUCAAAUAUCAACUAUAUUAUUUGCUCACUAUAUUAUCGUUACUUUAUUUGAUGAUUAGAAAAACU
Rhopilema esculentum is the source of this 9663-nucleotide messenger RNA. Its product is annotated as rab proteins geranylgeranyltransferase component A 1. Gene Ontology annotation, cellular component: Rab-protein geranylgeranyltransferase complex; nucleus; cytoplasm. Lineage: Eukaryota; Metazoa; Cnidaria; Scyphozoa; Rhizostomeae; Rhizostomatidae. Gene Ontology annotation, molecular function: GDP-dissociation inhibitor activity. Gene Ontology annotation, biological process: protein geranylgeranylation; intracellular protein transport; small GTPase-mediated signal transduction. The record is from RefSeq and is a predicted model, not a curated record.